Molecule: messenger RNA, 747 nt
Organism: Alternaria postmessia
Lineage: Eukaryota; Fungi; Ascomycota; Dothideomycetes; Pleosporales; Pleosporaceae
Exons: 2
Coding region: 1-747 (248 amino acids)
Source: RefSeq, a predicted model, not a curated record
AUGGUACGAAGAACAGACCCCAAGGAUGAUGAAUGGAGAAAUGUUCGAGAUGCAAAGAAGAGGAAGCAAAUACAAGACCGAUUAGCACAACGUGCGCGACGGCAGCGAUUACGACAAGCUCAGCUGGAUACCAGAUUGUCAGUAGCGCGACUGCCCCAAGACCAAUACCCAACAUCUCCAAGGGCCCUUGUAACACUGGAGGCCCCAAUUGAGGAUGAUCAUAACUCACUCGCACUUGUUAGUGCUUCAAACUCACUUUUGCCAUCACCUGGUUACUCCAACAAGUCACGUAUUAGCGAACUUAACCAAGAGUCGGAAAUACUUGUCUCCAAUCCAAGUUACACACCGUAUUCAGAACCAUACGCCACUCUAUCUCCUUUUAUUCAAAUCUCCACUCCCUUGACUGUGUUUUCUGCGCUCUAUAUGAACGGCGAUAUCCAAGGCAUCACCUGCGCCAUAUCAUACUCCUCGCGCACACCCAUGCCAAAGCCGCAUAUCCCUUUGCCCCUACAUCCGACAGAGCUACAACAGAUGAUUGUGCACCCACGGUGGAUCGAUCGGCUACCAUUUCCACGAAUGCGGGAUAGUUUGAUAAGACUGAGAGGUGUGGUGGAUGAAGAGGAGUUAUGCAAGGAUCUUUUUACUAUGCCAAGUUUUACUAUCGACAUAGGGUGCGCGUGUUGGGAUCCGAGUGGUUGGAGGAUGGAAGAAGAGUGGGAGAAAAAAUGGGGAUGGCUAAUGAUCUAA